CUGCCUCCCCCCUCCCUCCCGCCUCUCCUUCCUCCUCCCCACCUCCCCCCACUUUCCCUUCCACCAUCACCAAAACCACACGCAUCUAGGAACCAGAGGCGAGGCGGAGCAAGAAACCGCCCCGAAUCGAAUCGAGUCAAAGUCUCAACUCUCCUCGCCAAAUCGGUCUCCUCUCAGCAGCCUCCCAUUCCGCCGGGCGCUCGCCGCCGCCGCCGCCGCCGGCCGCCAUGAUCAUCAAGACGCUGAAGGCGCGCAUCCUGCGCGCGCUCAAGUCGUCCCUCCCGGCCGCGGGCGCGGACUCCCCGCCGACCAAGCCGGCCGCCGCGUCCGUCCACGCCGACGCCUUCUCCGACGACGCGUCCUUCUUCGACGCGCGCGAGCCGGAGACGCCCACCAAGGGCCGCCGCCACCCGUCCUCCUCCCCGGAGCCGCUCGACGCGUGGGAGCUCGUGGACCAGGACGGCCGCGCCGUCCCCGCGCCGCCGGCGGGCGACCCUGCCCCUGCCCCCGACCCGCUGCUGGGCUUCCCCGCCCGGUGCCCGCCGGGCGGGGAGCGCGGCGUGGUGCUCUACACCACGACGCUCCGCGGCGUGCGGCGGACGUUCGAGGACUGCAACGGCGUGCGCGCGCUGCUGGAGAACCUGGCCGUGGCGUUCCAGGAGCGCGACGUCUCCAUGGACCGGGGCCUCCGGGACCAGCUGUGGGCGGUCACGGGAGAGAAGGCCGUGCCCCCGCGCCUCUUCGCGCGGGGCCGCGACGUCGGCGGCGCCGCCCAGGUGCUCGCGCUCCACGAGGAGGGCCGCCUCGUCCCGCUGCUGCUGCCGUCGGUGGCGGCGCCCGACGAGAAGCCCCCCGCCGCCGGUCGCGGCGGCAAGUGCGAGGCCUGCGGGGGCCUGAGGUUUGUGGUGUGCGGCGAGUGCGACGGCAGCCGCAAGGUGUUCGACGGCGGGCGCGGCGGCGGCGCGCGGUGCCGCGGGUGCAACGAGAACGGCCUCGUCAUGUGCCCGCUCUGCUUGUAGGCAGCUAGCAAUCCAUGUCCAUUAGCGCUCAGUUAAUCACCUUCAUCUCCCUCCACUUCUACUCAGUAAUGAAUCCAAUCCUCCUCCUCCUGGCCUUGCUGCUUUUGUAAUUUCCAAUCCAGUUUCCUCUUCCAUUAGUUCUCUGCUACUGCUAGUCGAUGUGUUCGAGUGGUUGGCGUGUCAUGUACAUACUUGUGAACCUUGAUCAAAUGUGUGAUGUAUAUAUGCUAGUUUAGAUGUCCACAUCAAAAUCCUCGCAAAA
Panicum virgatum (switchgrass) is the source of this 1281-nucleotide messenger RNA. RefSeq lists its product as uncharacterized. The transcript has a single exon. The record is from RefSeq and is a predicted model, not a curated record. The coding region runs from base 228 to 1019 and encodes 263 amino acids. NCBI's taxonomy places the organism in Eukaryota, Viridiplantae, Streptophyta, Magnoliopsida, Poales, Poaceae.